CGAACUCCUUAACAUAUUCAAGGCAGAGAUGUCGUACGGAUUCCAGAGAGUUUUCUUCUUAUUCUACUGCCUGGCGUACUGCUGGCCAGGACUCGGCGCCGAAAGCAACCUACUCGUGGCCAGGCAAUGGAUUAAGUUGGAAUUCAACUUCCCUGAUGAAGAAACCAAGCAGAUUGCUUUGACCAAAGGGCAUUACGUGCCGGGGAAGUCUACGCCUAUUGACGUAGAUGUUCAGUAUACACAUGACACUCUAUCGCCACGAAUUUUCGUAACGACACCUCGCACCGGCGAAGGUACUCCCGUGACUCUGGGCACAGUGGACGAGAUGGGCAAAAUCUCUGCAUACCCUAACUACUCCUGGCACGAAAAUCAGGGCCAGAACUGCGAAGGACUAACGUCAGUAUUUAGGACUGCUAUAGACGAAUGCAAUAGGCUCUGGGUGAUGGACACAGGCAAGAUCGGCCGCACGGAAUACUGUCCUCCACAGCUGUUGGCUUUCGACCUCCACGAUGACAGCCUCGUCUUCCGGCACCAGUUCAACAAGUCCGUUUAUACUCCACAAUCACUGUUUGUUACUCCAGUGGUAGAUGUAAGACCAGGCGAUUGCGGUGAUACAUAUGUGUACGUCGCUGACGUGCAUGGCCACUCACUGACAGUGGUCGACGUGGCGAGAGAACGCUCUUGGCGCGUCAUUCAUUCUACCUUCUCUCCGGAGCCCUCACGAGAGAAUAUCACCAUUGAAGGUGUGACUAUCAGUUUAUUGGACGGAGUAGUGGGCAUGGCGUUGUCCCCUUGGAGUAGUAAUCGCGAUCGGUCCCUCUACUUCCACGCUAUUUCUUCCACCAAAGAAAACGUCGUCCGCACAUCUGUACUGAAGAAUGAUAGUUUCAUGGCAGAUCCUAACGUUGACCCGAAACUUAUCAGUACAUUCCCGGGUGAGCGAUCAAAUCAAUCAGCAGCGGAAGCAAUGGAUCUGAACGGCAUCAUGUAUUUCGGACUCAUGAACCCGCCAAGUAUUUGGAGCUGGAAUUCUGCCACGGAGUACAAUCAAAGUAAUUUCUACCAAGUCGCCCUAGACAGAGAAACUCUGCAGUUCGCCAGUGGGAUCAAAGUCAUCAACAACCUUGAGGGAGAACAGGAGUUAUGGGUUCUUACAUCAAGCUUGCAAAAGGUCAGGAAUGGAAGUCUAAGCACUAACAGCCCCAACUUCAGAAUUCACACGGAAAAGAUCCCAGUGAUCUUGGCAAAUUCACCGUGUUUGUCUCCCCCAAAGAAUUGGAGCCCUGGUUACCAUGCGAAUUAAUAUAACACCAAACAAUGUAACCCGUGGAACAUACAGAUAUGGACCUCUAUUUAUAUCUCAAGAGAUUCGUGCUUUAAGGGACCACUUUCUUCGUAGUUUCAUAU
Hyposmocoma kahamanoa is the source of this 1407-nucleotide messenger RNA. RefSeq names its product protein yellow-like (gene Y-d). Gene Ontology annotation, cellular component: extracellular region. The transcript is spliced from 6 exons. NCBI's taxonomy places the organism in Eukaryota, Metazoa, Arthropoda, Insecta, Lepidoptera, Cosmopterigidae. The record is from RefSeq and is a predicted model, not a curated record. Bases 29 to 1303 code for a protein of 424 amino acids.